This is a messenger RNA of Stomoxys calcitrans (stable fly), 8988 nucleotides long. It is a transcript of the gene Pgant9, whose product is annotated as putative polypeptide N-acetylgalactosaminyltransferase 9. The transcript has 13 exons. Gene Ontology annotation, cellular component: Golgi apparatus. The record is from RefSeq and is a predicted model, not a curated record. The coding region runs from base 2143 to 4260 and encodes 705 amino acids. Lineage: Eukaryota; Metazoa; Arthropoda; Insecta; Diptera; Muscidae.
UACGAAUGGUCAAAUGGUGCAAAACAAAGAGCCUAAGAGCCAUUUCAAAUCCCAAAGACGAAUCAGACGAUGUUCGAUGUUGUGCCGUUGUGGUUGGCUUUUUACUACGCGUCGGGUUACGGUUCUUUUCUUUCUCUUCUCCGCGCUCCGCUCCGCAACUUUGAUGUAUGUACGCCGCGUGUGACCGAACGUACGAACGGCCAAAAUCUAUAAAACGAAAAAACAGGUGCGUGAAUCAAAAAUUAUGAAAAUUAAAUGCCAUCCAUACGCUCAGCUUGGCUGAUGAUUAUGAUAAAAUCACCACCAUCGCCAGUCAAACAAAAGAAGUGCAAAUGAAGAAACCACAGCAGUAAUAACAACAACGAUAACACACCAAGUGGUAAUCCAAUAAAAUUAAAACAACAACAAAACGGGCGUAAAGAAAGAAAAAAAAAACAAACUACGGUCAUUUGGAGUGUUUGUAACACAAAGCAAAAAAGUGAAAAAAAGAAAACAAAAAUCGAAAUGAUUCAGGUGGUUGGUGAUUUGUUUUAAUAAGAAUGAUAAUUAAAAUAAAGAAAAUAUAUCCGCGAGAGUGAGAAAGUGCGACAGAGAGAAAGAAGGCAAAGUGAAAUGUAAGAAUUCUUUAGUUUUUCCUAAAGCGAUAAAAGUGAUAAGAAAAAAAGUCAAUAUAAUUUGUCGAUUUCUAAGAAAUCCAACGACAACAAAGUGCAUUGGCACUCAUAACAAGUAUUUGUAGUGUGGUGGAGGUAUCAAAUUUCCCAGCAAGUCUUCUAAAGUCACGGAGAAACAACGAAAAAGAAUUAUUAAAAAAAAAUAAUGCAUGAAAAAGGAAACUAAAAUAAAUGUGUGCCAGAUUUUUGGGUAUUAUAAUUUUUUCCAUUUAAAAAACAAUAUUCAAAGUGAACACAACAAAUCAUAGCAGAUUACCAAACAUUGUGAGCAGAUUUUCUUCAGAAAAAAAAACGUAAAAAUUCCCAUGGAAUAUUAAACAAGAGUAUGCUGGAGAAACCCGAAUAGAAAGCGAUAAAAUUAAAAGUCUCUCACACUUCACUUCACAUCCCCCAUGGCUGUGUAAAAUUUAGAUACUCGAGUUAAGCUCCCACGUUUUGUAUCGCCAAGUCACACUCGAGAGUAUUUAAGCAAAUGACCCAAAACAAUUACAAGCUAAAACAAUUAAGGAGAGACUCGAAAAAGUAAAAGAGAAGAGCACCAGAGGAGGGAAAAUACAAAAAUAUACGGGCGAUAAGCGGCAUAGCAAACCCCAAAAGUCAUCGGACAAGGGGGCCACUUUAAAGCAACUGAAAUGGAUGAGAAGAAAAAAACAGCCAACAACUGAAUGAAUUGCACAAACCAUCAUAGGAGUACAGUGAAAAGGCACACAGGGCCCGGCAUAAUCAAAAGGACAUUUAAAGGAGACAAGGCACGAACCAAGGCAAUGAGAAACAAUUGCAGGGUAACCUCAGCCUAGUACCGAACCCCCAAAGUAUUUAAAGGCGCACAAAAACAUAAAAAUAAUUCAGCAAAGACAAAAAGAAGAAAAAAACAACAGCACAAAGCAAGAAGAGCACAAAAAAAACAAACAAACAAAACCAUAUCGUAAUUCAGUUCAAGGCACAAGGAAACGGAAGUCGCAGGAAGAUGAUGUAGCGGGCCAUAGCCAACAACAGCAAUUUUUCAAAUGCAAAAACACCCAAGAAAGUUAGAAACAGGACAUUUCCUUUUUGAACUGGACAAAAGAUUUUCGUGGCAAACAGCGGAGAAAAAAGGCUGCAACAUGUUCCAAGUCCACAAUAAACCCUUCUGCAAUUAAGGCUGCCAAAUGUAAUCAAACUACACUCAAACACGCACCAAGCAAUGACACAAACUCGAUAUCACAAAACAUAAUUCCUAGUGCUCAAAUUAGUACAACAACAAAAGCCAGAAAAAAAACCAACGUCCUCUCCGCAACGUUUAAUUAACAAAAGCCCCAGCAGUAGAAUACAAGUGUCACAGAGGAAAACCGGCUUAAUUGCCACCUAUUGUCCUCCCACAACCCACUCACCCCCGCCCCAAACAGCACAUUGGGCCACAAAUCCUCGGUGUGAAUUCUAAUCCCGGGCAAAAGGAAACUGAAACAAACAACUUUGACAAAACGGCAAAAUGGCGUUUAUAUGGCGGCGACGUUCCACUUCAAUUGUGAAAAUAAUUGCCAUUUUGAUGGCCAUUUGGUUUUUCGUCGCUUUCUUUAUCUACACCGAUGAUGCGCGACGCGAUUCGGCUUCCAAUAAAUGGAAUAGCAUGUCACUGCCAUGGAAAGGAUUCGCCGGCAAUGCUGCUGGUGCGGGCGGUGCUGGCAAUGGUGCCGGUUCUGCUUUGGACAACCAACAAAUUGGAGUUUUCGAAGCCGGUGGAGGAUUUGGGGUGGGCAAUAAUCCUGGCGGUGGCGUCGUUGGUGAUGACGAAGUCGAAGGUGUUGCCGCCGAUGUGCCCCUAGCCCAACCGGAUGAGCCCAACAACAAUAAUGGCAAUGUGAUGGCCGGCCACCAUGCCGAGGAUGGUGCGGCGGCAGAUGAUAACGAUGUUGAUGGCGAUAUUAACGAGGGCGAUGAGUCCAUCUUGAACAAUGUGGUCGUGCAGCAUCCCAACAACGACAAGGUGUAUCGUGGCAAAUUGUUGGCUGGCAAAAAGGCAGACGGAAGCAAUAAAAUGCCACCCAUGGAUGAUGGCAAAAGUGUACUCGCUCCGCCAUCACCACCCAAGGAUGCUCCCGGCGAAAUGGGUAAACCAGUGACAUUGCCCACCAAUAUGACAGAAGAAAUGAAAAAAGCUGUCGAUGAUGGCUGGCAAAAGAAUGCCUUCAAUCAAUAUGCCUCGGAUAUGAUAUCCAUACACAGGACCCUCCCAGAUCCUAGAGAUGCCUGGUGUAAAGAGCCGGGACGUUAUCUACAGGAUCUGCCAGCCACCGAUGUAAUUAUUUGUUUCCACAAUGAGGCGUGGUCCGUGCUGCUGCGUACCGUGCAUUCAGUGUUUGAUCGUUCGCCAGAACAUUUGAUAGGCAAUGUAAUAUUGGUAGAUGACUACUCCGAUAUGCCGCAUACGAAAAAACAAUUGGAAGAGUAUUUUGCCGCAUAUCCAAAGGUUAAAAUUCUACGUGCACCAAAGCGUGAAGGUUUGAUACGCGCGAGACUACUUGGAGCACGCCAUGCCACAUCGCCGGUCCUGACUUAUUUGGAUUCACAUUGCGAAUGCACUGAAGGCUGGCUGGAACCAUUGCUGGAUCGCAUUGCUAGAAAUUCCACUACCGUCGUGUGUCCCGUUAUCGAUGUCAUUGACGAUACCACUUUGGAAUAUCAUUAUCGCGAUUCGGGCGGUGUUAAUGUUGGUGGCUUCGAUUGGAAUUUGCAAUUCAAUUGGCAUGCAGUACCCGAAAGGGAGAAGAAACGCCAUAAGAAUUCAGCCGAACCCGUAUAUUCACCCACAAUGGCUGGUGGCCUUUUCUCCAUAGAUCGUAAAUUUUUCGAACUACUGGGCACCUAUGAUUCAGGAUUUGACAUAUGGGGUGGAGAAAAUUUGGAAUUGUCCUUUAAGACUUGGAUGUGUGGUGGAGUUUUGGAAAUUGUACCCUGUUCUCAUGUGGGUCAUAUAUUCCGCAAGAGAUCACCAUAUAAGUGGCGUUCAGGCGUUAAUGUACUUAAAAAGAAUUCCGUGCGACUCGCUGAAGUUUGGCUGGAUGAUUAUGCGAAAUAUUAUUAUCAGCGGAUAGGUAAUGACAAAGGAGAUUAUGGCGAUGUCAGCUCGAGGCGGAAAUUGCGUGAAAAUUUGGGCUGUAAAAAUUUCAAAUGGUAUUUGGACAAUGUGUAUCCUGAACUUUUCAUACCUGGUGAAUCGGUAGCCUAUGGCGAGAUUGCCAAUAUCGAAACCGAUAUGUGUCUCGAUUCAGCCGCCAAACCGGACGACAUGCAAGGUGCCGUUGAUCCUUAUAAAUGUCACGGUCAGGGUGGAAAUCAGUACUGGAUGCUGAGCAAAGCUGGGGAAAUUCGUCGUGAUGAGGCCUGCCUUGACUAUGCAGGACAUGAUGUUAUGCUGUAUCCUUGCCAUGGCUCCAAAGGAAAUCAGUUCUGGACUUUCAACAAUGAAACGAAACAAAUUCGCCAUGGCUCCUCGGACAAAUGUCUGGCCAUCAAUGAGAAACGAGACAAAAUUGUCAUGGAGGAAUGUAAUGUGGGACACCUAAGACAACAUUGGCGUCUCGAAAAUUACGAUCCAUCGAAAUUGUGAGGUUACUUUUUUGGGAAUGGUACCCAAUUUAUACCAACCUCAUUGACGCUAAACAAUUAUCGAAAAUGGAAAUAGCAUAAAAUCAAAAGAAAAUGGAGAAAAAAGGACAGCAAACAACAACAACAGCAAAAACACAAAGUGCAAUAUUUUCAAGGGAAUUUAUAAAAAUAAAAACUAAAGCUGUUGUGUUAAAAAAAAAUAAAAUUGAAAAAGACAUUUUUAAAAUGACUGUUGUAGAGUAACAAAGACACAAAAGAAAUUCUAGGCAAAAACAAUACUAAAAAAGUUAGCUAUAAAUUAGUUUUUUUAGAAGAAUUUUGUUUUGUUUUUAUUUUUCUUUUUUUUAAUUUAAAAUUUUGUUAGAUUUUAAUAAAAAAAAACAAAAUUCUAACAAUGUAUUAUUUACCCUAUAUGUUUACAUUUGUUUUCUAUUUUCAAAUUCCUUUCAUUGUUUCUUACCGAAGAAACGAAAAAUUCUAGUUCUAAGCCUAAGUUUUGCCAAAUUUUAUUGUUUUCAUAUUAUUUUGUUUAUAUUUGAAUAGUUACUAAGAGAUUUUAUAUAAUAAAAAAUAAAUUGCAAAAAAGGACUUUGUAUAUAUGACAAGAAAAAAAAACUUUUUGUAAAUUAAAACAAAAACACAAAAAAAUAAAACCAAAUUGGUUAUAAUUUUUUUUUUUGAAAAUUUUUUUAAUCAUCAUUUUGUUAUAACAAAAUGUAAUUUUCCCAAAACAUUGUAUAUACAUACUAUAUAUAAAAUAGAAAUAGAAUUUAUAAAAAUUAAAAAAAAAAAAAAAAACAAAAUAUUUCUGAACUUUAUAUUUAAGAGGUUAGUGAUAUCCUAUAAGCAUUCCUGUAGUAUAUUAAGUAUAAAUAUUUAAAAAUAAAAUAUUAAAAAAUAAAAUGAAUAAAAUAUCCAUACCAGCCACAAAUAACAAGAAAAAGUUACGUAAAAGACAUAGAAGCCUAGAAAAACUAAAACAAUAAACAUAUACAGAAAAAUAUUAUUUUUUUUUAAUUCAAAUAAUCCUAAAAAUAAUUUUAAAAAUUUAUUAAAAUUUUUAAAUUAAUUAAUGCAUAGAGGAGUUUUUUUCAAUUUUAAAUAAUUAUUUAAAAAUUUGGAAUAUUUUUAAAAGUUUUGUAACCAUUUGGACUUCAAUUUAAAAGACUUUUUAAAACUUUUCAACGAUUAUAAAUUUAAAUAAGAAGCCAACAUUUUAAAUGUUUAUUUAGGUUAGGUUAUAUGGAGUGGGUUGCCCACCAAAGGUGAGUUCACUCGAAGGCCAGUUUGGCCCAUUGUGGUACCCUAGAAAGAAAGGGAAGAGAAAGAACAUGUUAGACCUCGGACUAGAGAAUAUACGCGAAUAAAAGGAGAACUGGUGGAAUGUAGAACUCGAUCGGGGGGUGAAGAAACGCCCAUCCCCACGGGCACGGAUGUAUCUACGCCGAAGCUUAUGCCAUUCCCCUUCGGACAAUCCUUCAACAAAUCUGAGGAGAACUACCAGAGGUACGUUCGCAAGUUCAUCCAGAUCGCAGAAGAAACGGUUCCCCAGAAAGGAGAGCCUACAUCACUGCAGACCCGCACAUCAACACAGUAAGCGUUGAAUAGUCUCCGCUUCAUCGUCAUCAAGGCAAUUGCUACAGAAGCCAUUGUGCGGUGUUAUCAUGCGCGGCGCCAUGCGGCCUAUGGCACAGUGCUAGGUUAUGACUCCUGUUAAGGUAUUCAUUGACCUCUUCUCGAACGCCAGAAACUCCAGUCCGAACAACGAUCCACCGAAGCCGCCGUGGCUAUCCCCUCUACUGUGUUCGAGAGCUCGACAAGUGGCACAUAGGCAAGAUCGGUGGCUGGUCAGCUAGACCCAGAAACUCCAGUCCGAACAGCGAUCCAGCGAAGCCGCCGCGAAUUGUUGUCUUUCUUUUUUUUUUUUAAUCAAUCUCACACUUUUUUCUGUAUAUGUUCUUUGUUUUUGUUACAAAAUAAGAAAUAAAUAAAUGAAAUUUCAAGCACAAAUCUUGCCAAAAGUUUAAACUAAAGUAAACCAAUCAAUACACUUCCAUUUAAUAACCCUCAAUGGACAAAUAAGGCAGAAAAUUGUAUCAUAACAUAUCAAUUAAACCUCAACCCAGGAUGCCAUUUCCUCACUCCCACUCCAUUUCACUCGCAUACGCUAUCGGCGUAAGCAAAUAAUAACAAUAAUGGAGUGUAAUAAAUUAUUAAGGAUUAUCACUUCGGCAAUGGCAGCGUCAUAGCAAAGCAUAAUGACUUUUUAAAUGGCUGCUCAAUUAGAGUCACAUCAUCUCCCGUUUUAGCCAUCAACCUACUGCGAGUAUCUAUUUCCGUAUGUUUUCUUUGUGUUUAAUUUCUGUUUUUAUUUUCUUUUUAAUUCGUUUUUAAACAUUCCAUAGCAAAUUUGUUUGUUAAUUAUUUAUGCAUAAUUAUAAAUACCAAUAAGGCCCAACACACACACACAUACACAACAAGAUGAGAUAAAAUGUAUAGAUAUAUCGUACAUGUAAACCACAUACAUAUAUUAAUACAUACAAAUACAUACUACAAACGUAAGCACAAAAAGGAAUUACAAAAUAUGUAGUAGACAAAGCGCUUUCAACAGUUAUGCAUUUAAUUUUAAAUUUGAAUAAGUGAACAUCAAAAUAACAAAACCAACACACAUACAUAAACACAAACUAUGUAGCUUUAAAUUACAUAUCCUGAUUAAAAAUCGCUUAUAAAUUUCAAAAUGUUUUUUGUUUGUUUUAAUUUUGAGGCCAAAAAGGAAUUUGAAAUGCUCACACAGAGGAAAUGGAAAAAAUAACACAUUUAUUACAAUUUUAAUUAUAUGGCAACAAUAGCGUUAGGUUUUAAAUUUUCAAUGGCUUAAUUAAAAAAUAUGCAGCACAUCAAAGAGUUCAGAGACAAUAAAAAAAAUAAAAUUGCAAUUAUUUGAGAGCAAACUGAAAACCACUGAUUCUCACAGCUCAGCUUUGUUAUGGUACCCAGUCACAUGCAGUCAAAAAUAUACAAUAUGAUUAUUUCUAUAAAUUAUUAAUUUCGUUGGGGGCCACCGUAGCGCAGAGGUUAGCUUGUCCGCCUUUGACGCUUAGCGUCUGGGUUGGAUUACUGGCGAGAACAUCCAAAAAAAUUUUAGCGGUAGUUAUCCCCUCCUAAUGCAGGCGACAUUUGUGAAAUACUUUGCCAUGUAAAAACUUCUCCCCAAAGAGGUGUCGCUCUACGGCACGCCGUUUGGACUCGGCUAUAAAAAGGAGGCCCUUUAUCGUUGAGCUUAAACUUGAAUCGGACAGCACUCUCGGAUAUCUGAGAAGUUUGCACCUGUUCAUGGGCAAAUUUGCACUGGCAUCAAUUCCGUGUAUCAAUUUCCCUAUUUCUUGCUCUACUCCCAAGUACUUUUCAUUUAAGCCCCAUAUUGACAUAGUUGGUAAAUAUGUCUGAUUUAGGGGGUUUUGGAGAGUCCCAGAAACACUUGGUCCCACAAUUGGACACACAAAAUUUCGCUUUAAUCGCCCCACCCAUAUUCUCCGAGAUUUUGCGGUUCUAAAAAUUAGGGUAAGGGAGGAGAGUCCCGUUUACACCUGCCCACUUGGGACGGUUUUGGUUUUGGGGCGGCCCGAUUCGUAAUUCCAUAUACUCGGAUCAAAAUUUUAAUAUCAUAUUUAUACUCUACUCCCGAAAACCUUUCAUUGAAGUCAUACAUUGUCCCAAUCGGUCCACUUUUUUAUUUUGGUCGGUACUUAUGGGGCGGCCUCCUAGGUACUUGGACCCAAUUUUUUAUAGCAUAUUCGUAUUUAACUCCCAACUACCUUUCAUUUAAGUCCCAUAUUGUCUCAAUCGGUAAAUAUGUCCUGAUGAAGGGUCUUGGGUGGGUGUAGAUUUGUACUCUUCUUUUAAAUUUUGUACUCUACUUUUAAAUACCUUUACCCAUAUUGCCGGAAGCACAAGUGUCCUGUUAGGUGAUGUUUUUGGGGUGGAGGACCCCCUGACACUUAGGUUGACAUUUUAAUGGCAAGUUCGUACCCUACUCUUAAAUACCUUUCAUUUGAUACCCAUAUUUCCCAAUCAGGAACAUGUCCGUGCAGGUGGAUUUUGGAAUGGGGAGUCCCCCCAUGUUAUUGGACCCCAACAUUGCAUACCAAUUUUGUGUUUUUAAGGUACCAUAGGGUGGCAUUCAAAAUUUCGCUUAAAUCGGUGCAUCCAUCUCCCAGAUCUGGCGUUUUUUAAAGACCCCUAGAUUCUUCCCGAGUGCAAUUUUUGGACAUGUUUCGCCAGAUCUGGCGUUUUCUCAAGAUCCCGCAGAUUCUUCCAGGGUCCAAUUUUUGCAUAUCGUAUUCCACUCGACAAUACCUCUCAUUUGAUACCCAUAUUGCUUUGUCGGACCACUUCUCCCAAGGGGGGUUUUUGGCCUCCACGGGGCCAAGAGCCUUCACUCGAAAAACGGACUUCAGAUUCGUGUUCCUGGGGAGGAGGUGCAAAAUAUAAAAUAAAUUGGGGGUGCGCCCUAUAACGUGAAAUUUUCCUAUAUAUAUUGUCCGAUUUCGCUGAAAAUUGGAAUUGUGAGAUGUGUUAGGCCUUUUGACCUUCGUGCGGAGUAUGGUUCAGAUCGGACCAUAUUUGUAUUUAGAUGUCAUAUAUACCGUUUUCCAAAUUUAAGGUCUUUCAACCAUAAAUUGCGUAUUUAUGACCCCAUUUUGCCUAGAUUGAACCAUACUACAUAGCU